Messenger RNA from Leishmania mexicana MHOM/GT/2001/U1103, 2166 nucleotides. RefSeq lists its product as hypothetical. Bases 1 to 2166 code for a protein of 721 amino acids. The transcript has a single exon. The record is from RefSeq and is a predicted model, not a curated record. NCBI's taxonomy places the organism in Eukaryota, Euglenozoa, Kinetoplastea, Trypanosomatida, Trypanosomatidae.
AUGCUGCUGUCCACGACGUUGGUCUGCUUUAGGCCCGUUGCGGCACGUGGCGCCCGAUUUUAUUCGCUGCGCCGUCGACUGCAGCAUCUUCGCCAGACAAACCGCGCAGCUGUGGAGCAGUUGCAGGAGCGCCGGCGUCUCCAGCAUCUCCUGCGAGAGGAGCAGCGCAGCGCCAGCGCUACGAACAGCAGCGGCGAUGCGUCGGCACCGGGAGUGGCAGCUGCGCAGCUGCGUGCCCUUGAGCUGCUGCCCCGCAACGACGCCCUCGAGGCUGCGAUUGCGCUGUGCAUCAGCGAGAAUCGAGAUGCCCGGACAGAUCUGGAAUUGGUGCAGCGUCUGGUGAACAGCACCUUGCUUUCCUUUGCGUCCCCUGUGUGCAGGCGAUGGGACCCGUACGACGUGAAGCCGCAGGUUUUCGCUCUGGACAACUACAUAGCGCUACCCGUUUUCACGUCACUCGAAUAUCUGCGGCUGUUCUGCCAGCGCUUCGGGUUUGCGGUGCGCGACCCGAGUGGGGUACUGUGGGCAUCCGGCUCAAGCACCACAGCCUCUGCUGGUGGUGAAGUGCCUAUCAUGGGUUUGCUGCCUGAAACGCUGCUCCAGAGUGAGUGGUGGCAGCAGCGGCACGCGCGACAGCAGGCACAGCCCCCUACCGAGGUGAAGAUGCAGGAAAAGGUCGAUGCCGACGGCUCGGCAUCGCAGGGGGGCCGGCCAGCUGGAGAAGGGGAAGCCAAAGCUGCGCCGGAAGACGGCACAGAAGCACACAUGUCUGGCCGCGCAUGUAUGGCACUGAAGGCGACAGAACUCACCGCCCCUGACUUUUCUCCUGGCAGCGACGCAGCACAGAUAGCGCUUCCCACACCGCUUGACGACACACCCAUUAACGCAGAUGCACUGUUCAACACGAUGUUGAUGGACGGCCUUGAGGAGGAGCGCGGCACAUCGAGUGUGUCUAGUGAGAGGUGUCGCGUUUCCCCAGCGAAGAAGGCGGUGCGCACUCGUGCGCGUAAGCGCUCAUGUGGUGUCGCAAGUAAGGUGAGGGGCAUUGGACGCAGGGCAGCGUCCUCCAGGCAUCAUUGCGUCCUUCGAGAACGACAUGCGGGGAGGCGUCAGGGGACAGCUGGAGCAGCGAGGGCAAGCGUGUCGCGUGAGGAGAAUGUAGCGGGCGCGGCGUCGGCGAAGACGGCGGCGGAGGAGGCGAAGGCGGCCUACUGGGAAUCUGUCGCCAAUACCUCACCUUUCCAACUAAAGCAAGCCACUCCUCUCCCCAUGUUCGGACCUUUCCUGCAACCGUUCCUGAUUGGCUACUUUGCCGAUGUCUCCACACUGCUGCACAACGCCUCCAUCGUACCGGAGAAAGUGGACAUUGUGCUGAAUCCAGCCUCUCCCUUGGAGUUUGUGCUGUCUCGGGCGGCGACGGACCGCGUGCUGCGCAAAGAGCAGCUUCUCCAUCAGGCCUACCUGAAGGUCGAGAAGGAGCUGCAGCGCGAGUUCAGCGCCUUCUUUGCCGCCUGCUGCCCGGAAGUCAUCUCCGCCUCCAGCGCGUGUGUGCCAUUACCGAUGAACGCGGACGAAGUGGACGCGGCAUGGCAGGCCUCUCAGCGCCCCGUCCACAACGGUCGCCGAAGUCGAAAAUCGACUGCCUCGUCGCCGAACGAGCUGCAGGCCUACCGGGAACGGACGCGGCUGCUUCGCGAGGCGGAGUACCGCAACGGUGUCACCUACGAGCUUGUUCUUCUCAUUCAGAGCACGUCGCUCGAGAACACCUUCACCAAGAUUCAGCAGGCAAAGCAUCGGUCGGUCCUGAUGGGCCACGCGCAUCUGGAUGUGUUGCCCGAGAUCGCCGCCGCUCCACAUGUGCGCGAGAUGGCACAGCACUUUUACGACGGCGCCAGCGAGCGGGAGAAGCGGUUGAUGCAGCAGGCGAUCACCGCUCAGUGGGAGCGGAGCGUGGGCGACAAGAGUCUUGGCGAUGGCGCUGCCGAGAGUGACCGCGUGGCAGCCGCACAGGUUUCCGGGCACAUGGGCGUGUUUGUGCGGCGAGGGGCACCUUGCACCAUUAAUGUGGCUCAGCCGGCUGACUCAUACUUCCACGUCCCCACCAACGCCUACACAGAGGCGCACGCGGUCUUCACGGAGGACCUCAAGGUAAAUCGCGGACAGUGA